This is a messenger RNA of Penicillium daleae, 1446 nucleotides long. Its product is annotated as indoleamine 2,3-dioxygenase. Gene Ontology annotation, cellular component: cytoplasm. The coding region runs from base 1 to 1446 and encodes 481 amino acids. The record is from RefSeq and is a predicted model, not a curated record. Gene Ontology annotation, molecular function: metal ion binding; indoleamine 2,3-dioxygenase activity; heme binding. The transcript is spliced from 2 exons. Gene Ontology annotation, biological process: 'de novo' NAD+ biosynthetic process from L-tryptophan. Lineage: Eukaryota; Fungi; Ascomycota; Eurotiomycetes; Eurotiales; Aspergillaceae.
AUGCUACCUCCUGUGCCCUCGCUGGCAGCCUACGGCAUCUCGCCCGAACAAGGCUUUCUCUCGCCAGAGCCGCCACUAGAGUGCUUGCCAGACCUCUAUUACGCGAAAUGGGAGGCUGUCGUUGCGAACUUGCAGCCGCUGCUGCUGAGCAAGCGCAUUCGACCAGUCGUGGAUCGACUGCCUAUUCUCUCUACAGAGCAUUUGCACACAGAUGCCGAGUGGCGUCGAGCCUAUGUCGUUCUGGUGUUUAUGCUACACAGCUAUGUCUGGGGUGGAGAUCGCCCAGCCGAGAGGAUCCCUCCACAGUUGACGGUCCCCUUGUUCGAAGUCUGUGAACGGUUAGAAGUGCCUCCAGUAGCAACCUAUGCCGGGGUCUGCCUCUGGAACUACAAGCCGGUCUUCCCGGAUGAACCCGCCGAUAAUCUCAGCAACCUGGCAUCCUUGCAGACCUUCACCGGCUCCCUGGAUGAACAAUGGUUCUAUCUGGUCUCCGUAGCCAUCGAGGCUCGGGGUGCGCCGUCAAUCCCUCUCAUGCUACAAGCCAUUACCGCAGCCCGAGUGGGCAAGUCCCGCGUGGUGACGGAAUGUCUGCAGCGACUCGCGGAAAUCCUGGAUGAGAUUACCUCGCUGCUACAGCGGAUGUAUGAAAACUGCGACCCAUAUGUUUUCUACAAUCGUAUUCGACCCUACCUGGCGGGCAGCAAGAACAUGGGUGAUGCCGGGCUCCCACGGGGACUGCUAUACGACGAUGGCCGCAACCCACCCGAAUACCGGCAAUACGGCGGCGGCAGCAACGCGCAAAGCUCAAUCAUCCAGUUCUUCGACAUUGUGCUCGGCGUGGAGCAUCGCCCUACCGGCGUGACCCGUCAAGACCAGAAUACCGCCCCAUCAACCGAAGACGCCCCCAAGUCCCGCCAUGGAUUCAUCCACGAGAUGCGCGCUUACAUGCCCGGUCCACAUCGACGAUUCCUCGAGGACGUCGAUUCCAUCGCCAACAUCCGUUCUUUCGUCGAAGCGCGACGCAGCGACCCCGCCCUACGACUCGCUUAUGACGCCUGUCUCUCUAUGCUGCGCAAUAUGCGCGACAAGCAUAUUCAAAUCGUCUCUCGGUACAUUAUUGUCCAGUCUCGCGGGGCCCGUCGUGCCUCGCAGUCUGGUCAACCCCCGCCAGCGAUGAACCUUGCCACGGUGGUACCCACCGAUGGCAAAAAGCUUCGCGGAACUGGUGGCACAGCACUCAUCCCGUUCCUCAAGCAGGCCCGAGAUGAGACCGGUGAACCUACCAUUGACGCUUGGGCUCGACGGUUGCUCAGUAAUAGCCCGGGCGUUAUUGACUCUGCCUCGUUGAGCAAGGUUGGCGAGCAGCCCGACGGUCAUUUGGAAGUUGUUGGUCUUUGCGGGACAUGGACAGCCGAUGACAGCGAAGGGGGGAUCUGUCACUGGUGA